This is a messenger RNA of Erinaceus europaeus (western European hedgehog), 2850 nucleotides long. It is a transcript of the gene DGKQ, whose product is annotated as diacylglycerol kinase theta. Gene Ontology annotation, biological process: lipid phosphorylation; diacylglycerol metabolic process; intracellular signal transduction. The coding region runs from base 128 to 2818 and encodes 896 amino acids. Gene Ontology annotation, molecular function: ATP-dependent diacylglycerol kinase activity. NCBI's taxonomy places the organism in Eukaryota, Metazoa, Chordata, Mammalia, Eulipotyphla, Erinaceidae. The transcript has 23 exons. The record is from RefSeq and is a predicted model, not a curated record.
CGCGUCGCGCAGGCGCAGUAGGCGCGGACGCUGUCGGAAGCCGGGGUGCUGCGUGGGGCGCUCCCCUCUGAUUCUGAUCUGUUCGGACCCCGCUCGCUGGCGCGGGACCUGGCCGCCUGGGCUCGGAAUGGAGGCCCCCGCGGAGCCCGGGGUCCGCACCUGGAUCGGCAGCGACUCCCCGCGCCCGGGCAGCCCGACUUGCAGCCCCGAUCCGGAUUCCAGCCCCGGGCACAGCUUCCGGAAGGUGACCCUUACCAAGCCCACCUUCUGCCACCUCUGCUCCGACUUCAUCUGGGGCCUGGCUGGCUUCCUCUGCGACGUCUGCAACUUUAUGUCCCACGAGAAGUGCCUGCGGCGUGUGAACACCCCCUGUGCCAGCCUGGCGCCGCGCUGGGUCCACAUCCCCGUGGCCCACUGCUUCGGGCCUCCCCGCCUCUGCAAGCGCAGGUUCUGCAGUGUCUGCCGCAAGGGGCUGGAGGUGCCUGCGCUGAGCUGCCAGGUGUGUGAGCUGCACGUGCACGUGGAGUGUGUGCCUUUCGCCUGCAGCGACUGUCGCCGGUGUCACCAGGACGGACACCAGGACCAGGACGCACUCCUGCAUCACUGGUGGGAGGGGAACCUGGCUCCUGGCACUCGCUGCGAGGUCUGCAGGAGGACGUGCGGCUCCUCAGACGUGCUGACCGGCAUGUGCUGUGGCUGGUGCGGCGUGCAGGUGCACUCCCCCUGCCGCGGGGCGCUGCCCGCCAAGUGUCAGCUGGGCCGCCUGCACUCGCUGCUCCUGCCCCCUACCUGCGUGCGGCUGUGCGCCCCCAGCGUCCCCCCCAGACGGGGCUUCCGCAUCUCCCAGGACACCGCGCAGGGAGACGGGCAGGAGACCGAGCGGUCAGGCACUGCAGAGUCCAGCAAGGACCUGCCACCUCCAGAAACGGGCAAACAGACCCUGAAGGUCUUUGAUGGGACAGACGCUGUGGGGCGGGGCCACUUCCUGGCGGUCACUGUGCCCUGCUCAGCUGGGGGGGACGAGGUGCUGGGGGCGGCUCUGCGGGCCCACUACCUGCCGGGGGACCUUCAGGACUUCGAGCUACGAGCACUGCCACCCAAGGCAAGGGGUCCUGGGGACCACCCAGGUGGGGGUGUGGGGGACAGGGACAGUCCCCAGGCCUGGGUCCUUUGUGCCCGGCCCCAACCACAGGAGGAGCUGAGCGUCCACCCUGCCUGGCCCAGGGCGGGUGUGACCUCUGUGUCCGUCCAAGUGACCCCACUGACCACCUCCCAGGCUGUGGUGCUGGAAACUCUACGUUUGCUGGGCCUCCAGGCUGAGGGUCCUGAGAGCUUCCAGCUGGUGGCAGUGACCAUGGGCAGCCGGCAUGUCAAGUGGAUGCCCUUGGAGGACACGGAGCCUGUUCUCACCUGGCUUCAAAACACCCGGCAGGCGUCGCUGUGGCGGGCAGCCCAGACCCGCUUCUACGUGUCCGAGCGCAGGCCACAAGCCCAGCACGUCUCCCUGUUUGUUGGGGGUCUGCCGUCUGGCCUGACUCCCCAGGAGUACCGGAAACUGCUGGAUGAGGCCCUGGCCAUCAAAGCUGAACUGGUGUCCCUGAGCCAUGUGUACCCCGCCCACGGUGCUGUGGUGCUGGAGGUAACCUGCUUCACAGAGGCUGAGCGGCUGUGCACGCUGGCCAGGGACACAGCUGUGCAGGGACGCCCCCUGACCACCCUGCUCCUCCCAGAAAUACUGCACUGGAAGCUGCCCCCCGACUGCCGGCCUCUCCUGGUCUUCGUGAACCCCAAGAGCGGAGGCCUGCAGGGCGCCGACCUGCUGUGCAGCUUCCGGAAACUGCUGAACCCCCACCAGGUGUUCCAGCUGACCAGUGGAGGACCCCUGCCCGGGCUGCACCUCUUCUCCCAGGUGCCCUGCUUCCGGGUGCUGGUAUGCGGGGGUGACGGCACCGUGGGCUGGGUGCUCAGCGCCCUGGAGGAGCUGCGGCCACAGCGUGCCUGCCCUGACCCCUGCGUGGCCGUCCUGCCCCUGGGCACAGGCAAUGACCUGGGCCGCGUGUUGCGCUGGGGGUCCGGCUACAGUGGGGAGGAUCCGCUCACCCUGUUGCUGGCAGUGGACGAGGCCGAUGCUGUGCUCCUGGACCGGUGGACCAUCCUGCUGGACGCUCAGUCCAAUGGGGCUGAGGACGUGGAGCCCCCCAGGCUUGUGCAGAUGAGCAACUACUGUGGGAUCGGCAUCGACGCAGAGCUGAGCCUGGACUUCCACCAGGCUCGGGAGGAAGAACCCAGCAGGUUUUCCAGCAGGCUGCACAACAAGGGGGUAUACGUGCGGGCAGGCCUGCAGAAGAUGAGCCGCCCCCGGGCCCUGCACAGGGAGCUGCGCCUGCAGGUGGGCCGCCAGGAGGUGGCACUACCCAGCCUCGAGGGCCUCAUCUUCAUCAACAUCCCCAGCUGGGGCUCAGGUGCCGACCUGUGGGGCCCUGACAGCGACUCGAGGUUUGAGAAGCCGCGCAUGGACGACGGGCUGCUGGAGGUGGUGGGGGUGACAGGUGUCAUGCACAUGGGCCAGGUCCAGGGUCGGCUGCGCUCGGGCAUCCGCAUCGCCCAAGGCUGCUACUUCCGCGUCACGCUGCUCAAGCCCACACCCGUGCAGGUGGACGGCGAGCCCUGGGUGCAGGCCCCCGGCCACAUGAUCAUCGCGGCCGCGGGCCCCAAGGUCCACAUGUUGCAGAAGGCCAGGCAGAAGCCCAGGAAGGCGACAGCUCCCGGGGACAGGAUAGCCGACGGGGUGCCGGCCCCAGGCCAAGGGGGGCCUUGAGGCAGCGGGUUGGCCCUGCCCCCGGCCGACGG